Molecule: messenger RNA, 1143 nt
Organism: Micromonas pusilla CCMP1545
Lineage: Eukaryota; Viridiplantae; Chlorophyta; Mamiellophyceae; Mamiellales; Mamiellaceae
Exons: 2
Coding region: 1-1143 (380 amino acids)
Source: RefSeq, a predicted model, not a curated record
AUGGAGAUAUGGUCGCUCCUGACGCUGUGCGCGGCGGGCGGGAACGCCGCGGGCGAGCGCACGGCGCUCGGGCGAGCGCUGUCGGGACCGGUGUGCGCGAUGGUGCUCGGCGCGAUCCUCUCGAACGCUCACGUCCUCCCGCCGCCGGGCGCGCACUACGCCGCCGUCCAAUCGCUCGUCGUCGCGCUCGCGACGCCGCUGCUGCUCCUCGGCGCGGACCUCCGAGUAGUCUUCGAGGACACGAAGCGGCUGACGCGCGCGUUCGCGGUCGGAAGCGCCGCGACAGCCGUCGGCGCCGUCGUCGGCUUCGCCGCCGCGCACAGCUGGCUGUCCUCCUCCGGCGUCGCCGGCGCGUUGGGACCCGACGACGGAUACAAAGUCGCCGCCGCGCUCGCGGCGAAGAGCAUCGGCGGCGGGUUAAACUACGUCGCGGUCGCGAGCGCGCUGGGGGUGUCCGCGAGCGCGAUGAGCGCGGGGAUCGUCGCGGAUAACGUCUUCGCGCUCGUCUAUUUCCCAGUCGUCGCCGCUCUCGCGGGGGACGGGGAAAGGGACGGUUUUGAAAGGGAAGAUGAAACGUCGAUCGUCGCGCCGCCUCCGCCGCCCGCCGUGGACGUCGGUCAGAUGCUCGCCGCGCUCGCGCUCGCGUGCGUCGUGUCGACCGCGUCUUCGCGCGUCGCGCCGCCGUCGUUGGGGGCGCUGCCGACGGCGACGGCGUUCACCGUGCUCUUCGCCACGCUCGCGCCGCGACGCGUCGCCGCCUACCUCGCCCCCGCCGGAGAUUUGGUAGGGAACGCGGCGCUCUACGUGUUCUUCGCCUCCGCGGGCGCCGCCGGCGGGAGCGUCUCGCAGAUUUUUUCCACCCCCGCGUUGUUUCUGUACCUCGGCGUUCUGUACGCGUGCCACCUCGCGAUCGUGUGGUUCGCGGGGCACAAGGGUUUGGGCAUCGCGAAAGCGGAGGCGCUGAUCGGGUCGAACGCGUGCGUGGGCGGGCCCGCGACCGCGGCGGCGCUCGCGCGAUCGAAAGGGUGGCGAGCGCUCGUCGCGCCGGGGAUUUUGGUCGGGAAUCUCGGCAACGCGGUCGGGACGUUCGCGGGGCUCGCGCUCGCCGCCGGGUUUAGGGUCUGGACGCGCGGCGGCGGAUGA